Messenger RNA from Epinephelus lanceolatus (giant grouper), 1365 nucleotides. RefSeq names its product mediator complex subunit 31 (gene med31). Gene Ontology annotation, cellular component: mediator complex. NCBI's taxonomy places the organism in Eukaryota, Metazoa, Chordata, Actinopteri, Perciformes, Serranidae. Gene Ontology annotation, biological process: regulation of DNA-templated transcription. The record is from RefSeq and is a predicted model, not a curated record. Gene Ontology annotation, molecular function: transcription coregulator activity.
CUUCCGGCAAAUAUGGCUUCACAUUCCUGACUGUGGUGUUUAAGACAAAACAAACACACACAUUCACUCAGGAGUGAAUUUAAUCGUGUUUUAACCAAACAGUUAACGUUGUUAUUUAGAUAAAGACAGUCUGCUGUGUUCUGGACCGGAUCUGACCGCUGCUGUCGUCAUGGAAACAGAGGAACAGGCCAGGAACCGUUUCCAGUCUGAACUGGAGUUCAUCCAGUGUCUGGCCAACCCAAACUACCUCAACUUUCUGGCUCAGAGAGGUUUCCUGAGAGAAAGACCGUUCAUCAACUACCUCAAGUACCUGCUGUACUGGAAGGAACCCGAGUACGCCAAGUUCCUCAAGUAUCCUCACUGCCUCCAUAUGCUGGAGCUGCUGCAGUACGAACACUUCAGGAAGGAGCUGGUCAACGCGCAGUGCGCCAAGUUCAUCGACGAGCAGCAGCUGCUGCACUGGCAGCACUACUCCAGGAAACGCACCCGGCUGCAGCAGGCGCUGGCCGAGCAGCAGCAGCCGCAGCAGCAGCCGCCGCCACACGGCAACGCCACCACCAAGUGACAAUGAUGUCACUGAACUGUGCAGAGAAACGUGUGUGGAUUAAAGCUGGACUGAUGCUGGAUUCAUGAGGCAGGUGUCGAAGUUUACGAGUUUAAAAAAGCACAUUCUCUGCAAGGAUCCGUCAAACCUGAGGGACGUUUUACAGAGAAACAAUAAACUUGACAGAUCUCUGAUCAGCUGAUGAUGACAUCACAUCAGACGGGUUGUCUGUGUCUUCAGUGUUUGGAUCCUCAUGUAGCGAACUUCAUACGGACAAAAUAAACGUUUGAACUUCCUGUUGGAAAUUUCAUGGUUAAAAAAAAAAAUCGACACUCAGUCGUUGAAUAUCUUCAGUUUUCCUCCUGAAACAGGAUGACAUCAUCAGGGGGAAGGACACGACUAUUUCCUGGAACUCAAACGUUUCAGUCACAGAUUUGUUCAUAAAAUUCAUCAUGGGAAGAAAAAUGAAAAUACAUCUCAUUAGAAGAUGCAUCAUUUUAAGUACCAGCGUCAUUUUUUCUUCCAGCUGGUUUGUCUCUAAAAGAUUUCCUUCCAUCCACUGAGUUCUGAUUUUUAACUUCAUUUCUGAGACUAAUUCUCAGAGUGGAUCUGUGACUGAAAUGUUGACGCAGGGCCGAGAGCUGUGACGUUCAGUCCUGGAUUCAGAGGAAGAUGUCAGAUUUUACUGGUCAAUAAUCAAUAAUAAGUGAUGACUGCUCCGACACGCUGCAUCCUGAUUCAUGUUUAUUUACACAUCCCUGAUCAUUAUUAUGAUUAUCAAUACUUUGCUUUUCUUUUUAAUAAAAUAUUUGAAACUUGAA